CCUUCCACAGAACAAUAAUAUAACUCAAGUAGUUCUCCUACAUAUCACUAAUAUAACUGUGAUGGUUCUUCUACUCAACACUAAUGUAACUAAUAUAAUCUGACCUGUUUGAAUCCAGAUAGUUGAAUGAUCAUAUGAUGAAGAUGAUGAUGAGGACAGUCAUCUUCCUGUCGGUGAUGAAGUCUUGUUCUAUCUCAGUUAUGACACAGGAAACAUCAACGCGUCGGCUGAAGGUGUGAACAUCAACACGGUUCUGAAUCUAAUCAGAGAUGAUGAAGGACGACUGAAGAUCAAUAACAUCACCUGUGAUGCCAAAAUUGACAAAAUGAAGGCAAAGUUCAGCGGAACACUUGGGAGAGUUUACGACUUCCUGUCCAGCUUUCUGACAACAGGCAUGCGCUUCCUCCUCAACCAAAAGAUCUGUCCCGCUCUGGAUCACGCUGCUCUGGUUCAUGUGAACUUGAUGUUGGAGACGAUCCCAGUGAGGACGGAGGUCGAUCAGUAUAUUGGGAUCGAUUAUUCUCUGAUUGAUGAUCCGGUGGUGACGUCCAGGAGCCUCGACAUGCACUUCAGGGGUAUGUUCUUCGACCUGUCUGAUCAGAAUGACACGUUAGUGAACUACGCCGUCGACCCGGUCAUCAGAGAGUACGACCGGAUGAUUUACCUCGCUCUGUCCGAGUUCUUCUUCGACAGUGGGAUGUUUGCUUACUACAGAGCAGGAGUCUUCCAGAUGCAUAUCGUCAACGAGAAGAUGCCCAAAGACCUGGAGAUGUUGUUGAGAACCACCUACUUUGGAACCAUCAUGAUGCUGAACCCGGCUCUGGUGGAUGCUCCGCUCUCUCUGCAGAUCGCCGUGGUCUCACCUCCAAAAACCUCCAUCAAGACAUCCGGGGCAACAGUCGUCAUGACAGCCAUCAUUAAGGUGAUGCUGCUGCCUCCAAGUCAGCCUCCGGUCCAGCUCAGCAGCAUGACCAUGGUACGCACACACCAACCCAACCAGUUUAACCAGUUUAACCAGUUUAACCAGGUAGGUCUCCAGUCCAGCUCAACAGUAUGACCAUGGUACGCAGACACCAACCCAACCAGUUUAACCAGUUUAACCAGUUUAACCAGGUAGGUCUCCAGUCCAGCUCAACAGCAUGACCAUGGUACGCACACACCAACCCAACCAGUUUAACCAGUUUAACCAGGUAGGUCUCCAGUCCAGGUCAGCAGCGUGACCAUGGUACGCAGACACCAACCCAACCAGUUUAACCAGUUUAACUAGUUUAACCAGGUCAGCCUCCGGGCCAGCUCAACAGCAUGACCAUGGUACGCAGACACCAACCCAACCAGUUUAACCAGUUUAACUAGUUUAAACAGGUAGGUCUCCAGUCCAGCUCAACAGCAUGACCAUGGUACGCAGACACCAACCCAACCAGUUUAACCAGUUUAACUAGUUUAAACAGGUAGGU
Molecule: messenger RNA, 1454 nt
Organism: Micropterus dolomieu (smallmouth bass)
Lineage: Eukaryota; Metazoa; Chordata; Actinopteri; Centrarchiformes; Centrarchidae
Product: phospholipid transfer protein-like
Exons: 6
Coding region: 326-1057 (243 amino acids)
Biological process (GO): ceramide transport; high-density lipoprotein particle remodeling; phospholipid transport
Molecular function (GO): phosphatidic acid binding; phosphatidylcholine intramembrane carrier activity; phosphatidylglycerol binding
Source: RefSeq, a predicted model, not a curated record